This is a messenger RNA of Aspergillus wentii DTO 134E9, 615 nucleotides long. Its product is annotated as autophagy-related protein 101. Gene Ontology annotation, cellular component: phagophore assembly site. NCBI's taxonomy places the organism in Eukaryota, Fungi, Ascomycota, Eurotiomycetes, Eurotiales, Aspergillaceae. Bases 1 to 615 code for a protein of 204 amino acids. The record is from RefSeq and is a predicted model, not a curated record. Gene Ontology annotation, biological process: autophagosome assembly; autophagy. The transcript is spliced from 3 exons.
AUGGAACCCCGCAAAACCCCUCCAGAGUACUUUCUGGAGAUUUUCGCGGACACCACAAACGUUCGAGAUGUUCUGAAAGGCGUCCUCAACCUCAUCUUCUUCCACCGCUACUUCCCCUCCAUCCGUCCUACGACUUUUGACGUCCUCGAUUUUACCCUCCCCGCCAUCAACGACGAAGAUCUAGAAACCCUCAUCGAAUCGCGCGUCACCUCCCUCAUCCGCCAACACCUCUCUUCCGCCGCCAGCGCCCAUGAAGGCGGCGGCGGGGGCGGAGGUGUACGUGGUCGGAUCGCCGUCGAGUUCUACGAAAAGAGACGCAGAAAGUCCGGAAUGUGGUUUGGUGGUCUGGCGGGGAAGGGCGAGGAGGAAGUCUGUUGGGAGAUUUGGACUUUGGAUGUCACUAUCGCUACUCCUAGGACGGAGUCGGAACGAGCCAAAGUUCGCAAAGCAAUGGAGAAUAUGCUCCAGAAAGCCGCUCUGAAGAUUCUCGCCGUCGUUAACAGAGACAAAGACCAUAUUCCUCCCAUAACCACCAGCGAUUCCAACCCGUUCCCCUAUCGCAUCGUGCUCAAUCCGCGUACAGACAGCUGGCAGAAUCGCAUCGGGCUAUAUUGA